GGCCGUUCGCCGGCGUGAAGCGGCCGUCGGGCGCCGUCUCCCGCGCCCGGGAGCUGCUCCGGGGCCCGGCGGCUCGGGCCGCGCCGGGGCUGUCGCUCCGCGGGAGGCAGGAGGAAGCGGCGAUGAAUCACGGAGAAAGUUCCCUCGGCGAGGGAUGAGCUGAAGGCGACAAGGCGAGCUUGCGUUUCUCUCUUUCCCCUUUGCUGACGUGGCUCCCGGGCUGCCUGGGGGGGCCCGUCGCCUUCCUCGAAGGCUGCUGCGGAAGCCCGGCGGGCGGCUGCAGGUCUGCCGGGACCGGGACCGGGACCAGGACCGGGGCCGCCUCUGCAGCAGGCUCCGCGCGCCGCCCGGAAGGAGCUGCCUCGGGACGCUGAACCGCCUGCUCUUCCUCCGGCUCUUCCAAGGUUCCCAGCUGCUGAGCGCCCGGGUAAAGCCGCGCUGCGGGGCCGCCGGGAGCAGAGCUGAAAACACGCCCCAACACAGGAGAGCAGGAUGAGGCUACAACCGCAUCCUGGUAAUGACAGACGACUCUGAAUCACGUCCUGUGGUUCAGAGACCUGAUUUCUGCCUCGGUAAGAGGGCUGUAAAUCCUAAGCGACUCCUAGCAGAGGAGCCGUGGGAACAGCCUCUUCCCCGGGGCGGUUGCAAGCUUCCCGCCAGCAUCCACCGCGCACAAACCACAGCAGGUGGCAAAAAGCCACCGCGGCGCCUGGGAACCUGCCCCACGGUCGUUUCGGAGCUGACGUCAGUGCCCGUGUCCCCGGCUGCGUUCCCUGCCCGGCUCCCAGCUCGCUCGCUCAGCAGCAGAGACAAGCAGAAGCAUCAUCGCUCAGAGACCCCAGUACCCAGAAGACUGCGAACUGCCUACAGAUCAUGGGCCUGCAGAAUUUUUCUGAUUACUCUGAAUAUAUUCAUAACUAUAAUGAUGAUACAGAUUAUACCUAUGACGAGUUAGACAGCUUGAAGACAAACCCAUCCCACGAUGGAAAAGACAUUGCCAGGAUCCUCUCCGUUGUCAUCUACAGCGUGUCCUGUGUGUUGGGGUUACUAGGGAAUGGCCUCGUCAUUGCAAUCAUAACUCUAAAGAUGAAGAAGUCGGUCAAUGCCAUCUGGUUUCUCAACCUGGCUGUCGCUGACUUCCUCUUCAACAUCUUCCUGCCCAUAAAUAUUGCUUACACUGCUAUGAGGUACCACUGGAUCUUUGGGAAAAUCAUGUGCAAGUUAAACUCCUUCCUUCUCAUCCUCAACAUGUACACCAGCGUCCUUCUGCUCACCACCAUCAGUUUCGAUCGCUACGUGUCAGUGGUCUUUCCUGUCUGGUCUCAAAACCAUCGAUCCACCAACCUAGCGUAUUUAGUUUGCUUGAUUAUCUGGACCAUCGGCAUCGUUAUGAGCUGCCCUUCUCUCAUCUUCCGAGACACGGCCCAAGCCUCCAGCUCCGUGAUUUGUUUUAGCAACUUCUCCCUGUCCAGCAAUAAGUCUUAUCUACCUCUGGCGCUAGCAAGACACAGAACAGUGACCAUCACGAGGUUCCUCGCCGGGUACAUCCUUCCCAUAACCAUCAUCACCUUCUGCUACAUCGCCAUCGUCUUCAACCUACGACGAAACCGCCUUGCCAAAUCCAAAAAGCCCUUUAAGAUCAUCGUCACCAUUAUAGUCACCUUCUUCCUUUGCUGGAGCCCCUACCACCUGCUGAAUCUCCUGGAAACAGAGCCCCACACAGUCCCGUUCUCCGUGUUUGAGAUCGGCAUUCCUAUAACCACGGCCCUCGCGGCCUCCAACAGCUGCAUGAACCCCGUCCUCUAUGUCUUCAUGGGCCAGGACUUCAAGAAGUUCAAGGUCGCCAUCUUUUCCAGACUGGUGAACGCCCUCAGCGAGGAGACGGGCCACUCCAGCAUUGUUCACAGGAGCUUCUCCAAGAUGUCUUCAAUGACGGAGAAGGAGACGACGGUACUGUAAACGCAACCUGAACGCUCGCGGCGGAGUCACGGUCCUCCGGUGUUGCCCGUGCCCACUGCUAAAGUGGUGGCCCCCCUGGCCACGGCCACCGCGCGGGGAGGGCGGCUCCGCCGCUCUCCUGCAGCGCGGGCUUUGGCUUCGCUGCCUGGGGGCUGGCACAGGUUGGAGACCGCCGCCGCUUUGUGGGGCGGAGAAAACAGCCGCCCGCAGCUUUUCUUUGCGACUGCCAAGGGGGUUGCGCCGAGCUGUCCCAGCGCGCUCCAGCCGGUCAAGGAAACGUUUCCGGACAUCCCUCGGUACCCUGUGCACCGUCCGGCCCGUGUCCCGCGGUGCGGGCGCUCCUUCAGCUUCCGGAGGCGUGCGGGCGAGGCCGUGGACAGCGCGCGCGUUCACCCGCGCCGAGCCGGGGGAAUUCAUAGCGGGUUGGUGACUGCCGCCCCUCGGGUGCCGCUCUCCGUAGCGCGGGGCGGGGAGCACCCGCGGGCGCAGCCCGGGCCCCCGCAGCCCGCGCCCCGCUGCCGCCGGCCCGAGGACGGUGGCGAUGGAGGAAGCCUUGGAAGAGGGAGCUGGGGGCAGGGACGGGGCCGUGCGUGGCAGGAGCAGGCUCCCGCUGGACUUACCGUACCUGGGCACGUGCUGGGUGGAAAAGCCCAACAAUUAGCUGCUUCCGCAGAAGAAAACCGGUAAUUCCAGCCAAAGCAGCUGCCUGGGGAGAAACACGGUCCUGGCCCCGCCGGAUCCCGACCCGCUGAGCAAAACUGCUCCAGGGAUGCCGGUGCUCCCGGGACGGCGCGUGGUCCUAGCAAGCGCCUUGCCCGGAGCGGGGCUGCGCAGGGCUCCGGCGCCCCGUGCGCGGCUCUCCUCCCGCGCCUGCGGGGCCUCCUCCGUCCUCCGCGGCUCCGGUGCGGAGUCGCUCCCGUAAGGAAACAGCGGUCUGUUGAGCGGGAAGCCGAGGGUGCAAAUCCGCGGGGCGACGGAGGGGCGCGACCCCCCGGGGGCAGUGCGGGAGCGGGGCCGUGCCAGGCUCGUUUUCGUGGCUGCAUUUCGGCAGCCCGUCUGUCAUUACUGCAGCCGGCUGUCCGAGAAGCGCCGGCUCGGCUCGGUCCGAUUUUGGGUUAAAUCAUCGUUAUAAUGACGGCUUUGGAAACCUAAUCGUUGAGUUCGUCUGUGGAGCUGUUUGCCUAUUUAAUGCAAAACCUGUUCUCCGUGCCAAGAGGCCCCUCCGUGCCCCGGCACCCGCAGGGCUCGGCAGCACUCCGCGGCGCCCCGAAAGGAGCGGCAGGGAGGACGGGGGGCGGCGCGGGGCCGAGCGGGACCCCCGCCUUUCCCGCGAGGGUCGGCGCUCAGCACGAGCUCGGGCGCCCGCUGUGUCCGGACUGAUCCGCUGCUGCCUCGGCUUGGCCAAGGCCCCCCGCCUUGGGGGUCUCGGUUCUGGGGCAGCGCGGGGCUGGCUGGGGCGGGGGGGGGACAGGCAGCAGUGUUGGGAGCUGGGACCUUGUCCCCGGCCAUGGGGCCAUGUCUCCCAGACCUGGGACUGAGUGCUCCAGCCCUGGGAUCCUGUCCCCAAGACCAUGUCCCCAGCACCGGGACUUCAUCCUCAGCCCCAGGACCAUGUCCUUAGCUCCAGGACCAUGACCUCAGCUCCAGGACCAUGACCUCCGGCCCCAGGACCACAUCCCUCAGCCUUGAGACCAUGUCCUCAGCUCCAGGACCAUGACCUCCGGCCCCAGGACCACAUCCCUCAGCCUUGAGACCAUGUCCUCAGCUCCAGGACCAUGACCUUUGGCCCCAGGACCACAUCCCUCAGCCCUGAGACCAUGUCCUUAGCUCCAGGACCAUGAUCUUUGGCCUCAGGACCACAUCCCUCAGCCUUGGGACCAUGUCUUCAGCUCCAGGACCAUGACCUCCGGCCCUGGGACCAUGACCUCCGGCCCCAGGACCACAUCCCUCAGCCUUGGGACCAUGUCCUCAGCUCCGGGACCAUGACCUCCAGCCCCAGGACCACAUCCCUCAGCCUUGGGACCAUGUCCCUCAGCUCUGGGACCAUGACCUCCGGCCCCAGGACUGUGUCCCCAGCUCUGGGCCCAUGACCUCCAGCCCAGGAGCAUGUCCCCAGGACCCCAGGACCCCAGCCCUGGCCACCCCAGCUCUCCCGGCCCCUCAGCACACCGAAGCCCCGUUAAUUGGCCCUGUUUUCCCACCACGCAGCCCAGACCUGCUGCAGUCGCUUCGCUGGUCACUGUGAACCGUUUGCCAGAGCCCGGGAGCUACUGGGCUGGGUUUCAUCUCACCUGAGUGUUCGGGAAACUGCUCCAGAAUAUACAAAACAUCCUUUCUGUGGGACACUGCCGGCCUUAAUGACUCUCCUUUUUCAAUUAGCUGUCACAGCCCUGAAAUAAAGCUGCGCUUUGCUUCUCCGACAAAUCAUGCCCUUUAUUUGGAAUUAGAUUUAAGAAAAAAAAAAGAAUAAAUAUUUUAUUAUUUCUCUUCCAUCGAUGCCAGGCUGGUUGGAGCCACAUUUAAAUUAUCUCCGCCGCAUUCAGGCAGAUUGUCAACCGUAAAUUUUAUGGAAAAUAGUAAAAACGAUAAAUAAACAUGUUUCUUUCGUCGGGGAUGAACGUUA
This is a messenger RNA of Rhea pennata, 4582 nucleotides long. RefSeq names its product chemerin chemokine-like receptor 1 (gene CMKLR1). Bases 874 to 1959 code for a protein of 361 amino acids. NCBI's taxonomy places the organism in Eukaryota, Metazoa, Chordata, Aves, Rheiformes, Rheidae. Gene Ontology annotation, molecular function: complement receptor activity; G protein-coupled receptor activity. Gene Ontology annotation, biological process: positive regulation of cytosolic calcium ion concentration; inflammatory response; phospholipase C-activating G protein-coupled receptor signaling pathway. Gene Ontology annotation, cellular component: plasma membrane. The transcript has 4 exons. The record is from RefSeq and is a predicted model, not a curated record.